UUCUCUUUUUUCACGGUUAUCGUCGUCUCCGAUUCCUUCUCUUGUUCUUGUGAUUUCCGUCGUCGUCGUCGUCGUCACGUUGUCACCGUCUUGGUUGCCCUCCAGCUUUUACCAGCAACGAUCACGUUUCUAACUACACAGAGGAAAAGAGGAAAAGAGGAAAAGAGGAAAAGAGGGAAAGAGGGAAAGAGGGAAAGAGGGAAAGAGCGAAAGAGCUCUUUCCAUAGCGAGAGAGGAAUCGUCCGUGUCCAUGGUCGGCUCGUGCCUCGGUGUGUUCGACUUGUCUCGAUAACAAGCUCGAGAACCUGAGCCCGACCAACACCGUCCAACGAAGGAUAACGAAAGCUGGAGAGAGAGAGUGAAGCCAAGGGCUGCCCGUUGUCAGGGUCGAGGAAAGCCGAGCGACGAUCAGUUUCAACGCUCGGAGGGGAACCGCGCACGUUUCCGUGCCAACCUCGCCUCCUGGUACUCGUCGCCGUCGUCGAACUGGACACAGGAACGGAAGAGCUGGCGACGGUGUUUGUUCUCUUGGAAAUUCCCAAGCGAUGAUCCGUGAACUGGGAAUGUAGACGGAAGGGUGGGGAAAGCGGAUCUGCCCCUCGCAGGAUCGAAGGAAGGAUCCUCCACCUCCACCUCCACCUCCACCUCCACCUCCGCCAUCAUCUUCGUCGUUACCUCAUCCUCGAACAAUUUCAACCUCCGCAACCACUUGGACACUGCGAGGACACGAUGCCGAUAAACCAAAGUUCCUUGGCAAAAUUCAAAGCCCUGAUGGUGCUCAGCUUAACGGUGCUUAUCCACCUGAACGUCUGCUGGUGUUCGCCGUCCCACAGGAGUAGACACCACGCGGACAUGUCCCACGAGGAUGCGAAAGGUUUCAGAACGAGCGAAGAACUACCGAGGCCGGCCGCCCUCAAUUCGAACGACGAUCCGUUGGUGGUCGAGACCAAGAAAGGCAAGGUCAUGGGCAAGACCAUGACUGCUACCACUGGAAAGGAGGUCGACGCCUGGUUCGGAAUCCCUUACGCGCAGAAACCUCUCGGACCUUUGAGAUUUCGACAUCCGAGACCGGCGGAGCGGUGGUCGGGGAUUCUGAACGCCACGCAGCUACCAAAUAGCUGCGUGCAGAUUCUGGACACAGUGUUUGGCGACUUCUCAGGCGCGACUAUGUGGAAUCCAAACACUCCUCUGAGCGAAGAUUGCCUUUACGUGAACGUGGCCGCGCCACGGCCUAGGCCUACCAAUGCCGCUGUUAUGGUAUGGAUAUUCGGUGGUGGAUUUUACUCCGGAUCGGCGACCCUCGAUGUUUACGAUCACAAAACCUUGGUGUCGGAGGAAAAUGUGAUUCUGGUCUCGAUGCAAUAUCGAGUCGCCAGCCUGGGUUUCCUGUACUUUGGAACGUCGGACGUACCUGGGAAUGCCGGUCUGUUCGAUCAACUGAUGGCCCUUGAGUGGGUCCGCGACAAUAUCGCUGCGUUUGGCGGAAAUCCAGACAACGUGACCCUGUUCGGAGAGAGCGCGGGCGCCGUAUCCGUUUCUAUGCACCUACUUUCGCCUCUGUCAAGGCACCUGUUUAGCCAAGCCAUCAUGCAGUCCGGCUCUCCGACGGCACCAUGGGCCAUCAUAAAACGCGACGAGUCGAUAGUACGCGGCAUCCGACUGGCAGAGGCUGUAGGCUGUCCCCACGAUCGCGAUAACCUGCGCGAGGUGAUCGAUUGCUUGCUGACCAAGGAUCCGGUGAACCUGGUCAAGAACGAAUGGGGCACCUUGGGCAUCUGCGAGUUUCCCUUUGUGCCCGUUAUCGACGGCGCUUUUCUCGACGAAACGCCUCAACGAUCGCUGGCCACCGCCUCGUUCAAGAAAGCUAAUAUCAUGAUGGGCUCAAACACCGAGGAGGGUUUCUACUUUAUCAUUUACUAUCUAACCGAGCUGUUCCGCAUCGACGGCACCGAGGACGUAAAGGUCAGCAGGGACAAGUUCCUCACCGCCAUUACCGAACUGAACCCGUACGUCAGCCAUAUCGGCCGUCAAGCGAUCAUCUACGAAUACACCGAUUGGCUUAGACCGGACGACCCGAACGCAAAUCGCGACGCUUUGGACAAAAUCGUCGGCGAUUAUCAAUUCACCUGUAACGUAAACGAAUUCGCUGCUCGAUACGCCGACACAGGGAACGACGUUUACAUGUACUAUUACAAGCACAGAUCCGCGAACAAUCCCUGGCCUAGAUGGACCGGCGUAAUGCACGCCGACGAAAUCAGCUACAUCUUUGGGGAGCCUUUGGAUUCGUCGAAAGGCUACACGCCGGAUGAAGUGGCCUUGUCCAAAAGGAUGAUGAGAUAUUGGGCAAACUUUGCGAAAACUGGGGAUCCAAAUGUUGGCACCGACGUUGCAUCGUACACCGCAGCUUACUGGCCGCCGCACACAGUCGCAAAAAAAGAAUACCUCACCUUGGACACCAACAACUCGGAAGUCGGCAACGGGCCUAGAGUAAGGCAGUGUACUUUCUGGAAGAAAUAUCUUCCAGAACUUCUCACCGCUACAGCGAGACUAGAGCACGCUUCGAAAGAUACGUGUAGCGGCAGCAGCGUAAACGCCGGCAAUCAUCCAGUGAUAGUGAUAGUGGGCUUGAUGUUGAUCGGCGGCUUGUUCAACCACAGAAUCCAAGUUUUGCCAAUCUUUGACGCCAGAGGCUUCGUCUAGCUCCUGCUGCAAGCUGUACGGACCGUUCUCGAUCAUUGACGAAGCAAAGAUUGGUUGGAAAAAACGCGCGGUAUGGACGAAGACGAGCACGGACGAGCACGGACGAGCACGGACGAGCACGGACGAGCACGGACGAGCACGAUGUCAACAGUCGCCACGAUGGUUUUAAAAACGGUGACAAUGAGUCGACGGUACCGCUGAUAACGAGACAAGAAGUAAACAAGAAAAGGAAAAGAAAAAGAAAAAGAAAAAACAGACAUAUCAAUGCGGUCGAUUGUGCUCGGUCGGGCGGGGACGCGAUCGAUAGGUCGAGUCCUUGGUUCGGUGGUGAGAAAAAUUUCAUUCGCGGAUCAACAGAUCUACGAAAUCCUCUUUGAGGUAAAACGGUAGAAACUGUGCUUCGGACAAGGAAGAGACUCGAGGAUUUUCCUCGGUCCACGUCUCAUCGACAAGUGCUGCUCUAUUUUUUAUAUUCUCGCCCUCUUUAUUUUUCAUUUAUUUUCUUUUUUCUUUUCUCUUUUCUCUUUUCUCUUUCUCUUCUCUUUCUUUUUUUCUUUGUAUUUCUUCUUUCUAUUCCUGUUUCCUUUUCUUUACCCUGUCUGUUUACUUACGAUCUAGAGUUUGAAAACUACGUUCGACGGCGUGGGUUAUCCUGACUGCGGAUAAAGGAAGAAAACCGAACGAACCCGAGGCUAGAAAUUCGCGUUCCUGACGGAGUCUCGCUAACACGAAUCGAGAGGUAUCGAACUAAAAACGAGAGGGCUUGGAGUAAAACAAUUUGUAGGAUUUAAUUGUCGCGAAGUCUGAUGAAACAGGAACAGCCGAUAAAUCAGUGUCGAGUGUUCCCACCGGUCUACGUCGCCUCGCAGUCGCCUCGCAGUCGCCUCGCAGUCGCCUCGCAGUCCACUGCGUUACAUCUCGAGCAUCCUAACGCGACCUCUAUGUACCUAUCCGACCAACUCUAAUUGCAACUACUCACGCAACAAACAUAACACCACCGUCGUACUUCACUGUCCACCGCGUUUCCAAAUUUAUUUAUCGCAUAUUUUUCCUUUUUCCUUUUUCCUUUUUCCUUUUUCCUUUUUUUCUUUAAUCGGUUUGAAACGGAUUGAAUCGGAUCGGAUCAUCAAAAAGCGACACUAUAUUCGUAGAAAUUCUCUAAUGCCGAUUUCGUUUAAGCUUAUUUUCUUUACUCUUCCGGUCUAUGUAUGGUGACUAUAGUCGUAACUUCGAAAUAAUUCGUAGCGACCGAGCGUGAGCAUAGCCAGGGGCCAUAGGAAACAUUAUUGGCCGGAUCGCUGCACGGUCCAUUCCGAAAUUAUUAAGCACAGAAUGCUUCGGAAGUAACGCUUUUUCCUCGGUAACGGGAACAUUUUACCGAAAUCGUUUAAACGAGAAAACAUCCUCCGUUCCCUUCGCAAAGAUGACAUUAAUUCUUAUUCGUACGUAUCCGUGUAAAAACAUCAAUCCCGUAUAUUCGGUUCAACGUAUCCAGCUUUGAAGGUAACGCGAGACCGUCGAACACGAACAGCUCUCGUUCUUCUUAUUCCCUGGGCAGAGAAAAAGAUAGUUUUAGAAAAUGUGGGAAUCAGCAUAAAUGUUUUUUUCUCGAAAAAAUACGUACGCGGAACGAAAAUUAUAG
Colletes gigas is the source of this 4342-nucleotide messenger RNA. Its product is annotated as acetylcholinesterase-like. Gene Ontology annotation, molecular function: acetylcholinesterase activity. The transcript is spliced from 9 exons. The record is from RefSeq and is a predicted model, not a curated record. Gene Ontology annotation, biological process: choline metabolic process; acetylcholine catabolic process. NCBI's taxonomy places the organism in Eukaryota, Metazoa, Arthropoda, Insecta, Hymenoptera, Colletidae. The coding region runs from base 730 to 2700 and encodes 656 amino acids. Gene Ontology annotation, cellular component: plasma membrane.